This is a messenger RNA of Rhodofomes roseus, 1308 nucleotides long. RefSeq lists its product as uncharacterized. The record is from RefSeq and is a predicted model, not a curated record. Lineage: Eukaryota; Fungi; Basidiomycota; Agaricomycetes; Polyporales; Fomitopsidaceae. Gene Ontology annotation, cellular component: nucleus; cytoplasm. The transcript is spliced from 6 exons. Gene Ontology annotation, molecular function: protein folding chaperone; protein-folding chaperone binding. The coding region runs from base 1 to 1308 and encodes 435 amino acids.
AUGGCGACGAACCUGUACGAAAUACUAGGACUCAACCAGAGGGCCUCACCCGAAGACAUUCGGAAAGCAUACCGCAAAGGUGCGCUCAGGACGCAUCCAGAUAGACUACCACCGCAGACAUCCGAGACGGACAAGGCCGCUGCAGCAGAAGAGUUCCGUAAAGUGAAUAAUGCAUAUGAGGUCCUGAGUAACGAACAAAACCGCAAGCUCUAUGAUAGAUCUGGGGUCUGGCCACCCCCCACCGCGCCGGAGCCAGAUGCAAGGGCAUGGCGGGGCGCCCGCCAGUCCUCAUUUGAUCAAGUAUUCUCCGGCCCCUUCCACAGCUCCGGCUUUGGCGGCAGGCCAUUCUCCUUCACCGACCCAUUCGACCUCUUCAACUCCCUCUUCGGCGACAUCCAUAACCUCCACCGUUCCUUCUUCGAGGACGAUGUCCCGUUCUCCUCAGACCCGUUCCCGAGCUCGUUCUCUCGUUCUCCCUUUGGCGACCCGUUCGGCUUCUCCACUCGCUCGCCUUUUGGUUCCAUCUUCGGGGCGGGCCCGAUGUUCUCUGGGCUUCUGGAUUCGCCAAGAGGAUACAGUCAAGUGAGCGAGGCUGUUGGUCGCAACGGGCAUUGGGUGUCGCAGAGCACGAUGUCUCGCAGUAUCAACGGACGUACGGAACAGAUCACGAAACGUCGCGACGCACAGGGUAACGAACACAUCGUGUACUCUUCCCCGGAAGGUGAACGCUACACGAUUAAUGGCGUUGACCAACCUCUCCCCGUCACGAAUGGUAAUGUAAAUCCCGGACUCAUUGCCGCUGCGCCACAACCGCCUCCUGCGCACACAAGACCACAGCCGCAGGCCAUCAUGGCGGCGCCUCCUGCACCGGCGCCAGCAUACUACGCCCCUCCUCCGGCACAGCCUCAGCCAGCAACCGCGCCUCCUUCAUACUAUCCCAACAAUGCAGGAUCUCCGGUACCUGUGUACUCGUCGAAGCCUGCACCGUUGGUAGACCGUGCCCCUGCUCGUCAUCGCGACGCUAUGGACGUUGACCCCGCAUCGGGCAUGAACAGGCACCGCAGCACUAGCAGCAAUGGACACGGUAGUGGAUACGCAACGUCUCUCCGUUCGCACCAUCCGGACAGGGACCGCGAGCGGCACUACCACAGCGACCCUCGGCACCGGGAUUCGCACGACGGCCGGCGCGCGCACCACUCUCACCACAACUCCCAACCCGCGCCGGAGCCCGUCCACGUCGCCGUCAGCAACGGCGACGCCCGCUCUCACCACAGCCGCGACAAAAGGUCGCGGCUCGGCGGAUGGUGA